This is a messenger RNA of Pezoporus flaviventris, 2366 nucleotides long. It is a transcript of the gene RSPO1, whose product is annotated as R-spondin 1. NCBI's taxonomy places the organism in Eukaryota, Metazoa, Chordata, Aves, Psittaciformes, Psittacidae. Bases 801 to 1583 code for a protein of 260 amino acids. The transcript is spliced from 6 exons. The record is from RefSeq and is a predicted model, not a curated record.
CCCUCAUGCAGGAGUUUGCACUAGAUGCCUUUACAAAGCUGGAUACUCUGGUAAUAAUAAUAAUAAAAAGCCCCUACCCGCUGGAUGGGGAUGGAGUCUACGGCAUUGAGACCAGGAUUUAUUAAUGUGCAAAUCGCUCUGAUAUGAUCACAUACUUUCUGCUUUGCAUACGCAGGGAGCAGCGUGGGCUGAUGGAGUAGGAACUAGCCUGGGCGAUCUUUACGAGCUGAAAUCCUGCACAUCACUGAAGGGUUUGUUCCUCUGCGAAGCUGUUAGAAACCUGCUUUAGGAAAGCAAGCGAACCAAAGCCCCGGCCCCAAACGCACCAGACCGCUCCAUGAACUCGCCAUGCAUCGAUUCCUCAUUGUUUUUGACAGAAACGUGCGUGUAACUUUAUCUGGAGGAGCCGAGGAUUGUUGUAGUUGGGCUUGUAGUGGUUUAAACCUGAGGCACCCGUAGAGCCUUUGCAGCAGGGAUGAGGGAGUGACAAGUCAGAGUCCCUGCGAGCGCGCUUGGAAACCGCAAGCAGCUAACGCUCGCUGGCAGAGCCCCCCCGAUGGGACUAGAGCCAAGCUCCUGCGCUCCUCACGGGGAUGAAGGUAGAGCCAUGUUACCUGCUACCUAAGCUCGCUGGCGCUGGCGUGGUUUGUGGAUGUGGUCCUGCACCGGGCUUCGCGCAGAGACUCUCAGCUCUGAUCCCGCCCGAGACGUUUUAGCAGCGGCAGACAGAGAUCCCCAGCUGCGGAGCGGGCUCCUCCGACCACCCUGCGACGGAGGGGCUGCAGCGCUGGAGAGUUACUAUGCAGCUUGGACUGUUUGUGGUGGUGGUUUUUCUAAGCUCCAUGGAUCUAACGGGCAGCAGCAAAGUGGCGAAGGGCAAGAGGCAAAGACGAAUUAGCACCGAGCUGAGUCAGGGCUGUGCCAGAGGCUGCGACCUGUGCUCCGAGUUCAAUGGGUGCCUGAGAUGCUCCCCCAAACUCUUCAUCCUUCUGGAGAGGAAUGAUAUCCGGCAAAUUGGGAUUUGCCUACCAUCUUGUCCCCUGGGAUACUUUGGCCUUCGCAAUACAGACAUGAACAAGUGCAUCAAAUGCAAAAUUGAGAACUGUGAGUCCUGUUUCAGUCGAAACUUUUGCACAAAAUGUAAGGAAGGUUUGUAUUUGCACAAAGGGAGAUGCUACGUCACAUGCCCCGAAGGCUACUCUGCUGCCAACGGCACCAUGGAGUGCAGCAGUCCUGCACAAUGUGAAAUGAGUGAGUGGGGGCCCUGGGGGCCCUGCUCCAAGAAGAGGAAGCUCUGUGGCUUCAAGAAGGGCAACGAAGACCGAACGCGGCGGAUUCUGCAGGCUCCCUCCGGAGACGUGUCCCUGUGUCCUGCCACCACGGAGGUGCGGCGAUGCACGGUGCAGAAGAGCCAGUGCCCCGAAGGGAAAAGGAAGAGGAAGGAAGAGCAAGGAAAGCAAGAUAAUGCGAAUGGGAACAGGAAUAGGAAAGACACCAAAGACGCUAAGUCUGGCACCAGGAAGAGGAAGAGCAAACAGAGAGGGGCUGCGGUCCUCACCACAUCCGCUAGCCCUGCCCAGUAGCUGCCCCUUUAUGUCACCUGAUGGCAAGACUUCAUUGCUGCUAUGUAUAUGAAAGCUUUAUUGAACCAGAGCACUGCUACACAACACAUACACAUGUCCAGAAAGACAGACAUAUACUCCCCGACCGACCCACAGACCCAACAGAAACCACAUACACAAUGCAUAAGGAGGCUGCACACACCCACACCACCCAGGACCAUGGAGGUAUGCUGCUGAGAAGAGGAGUGGGAGCACGCACGGAGGGAUGCUCAUCUCCCCAUGGCUCCACAGGCACGCUGCGGGGAGGAGAGGUGGAGUACGAGUCAGCAGAGGACCCAGAGACUUCAUGACCAAAGGCCUCAACUCGAGACCGGGUGCAUGGCCCCAAGUGCAGCACGGCUGCAGCCACAGGGAUGAGACUGGACCCAUGUGGCCGCUCUCCCCAGCCUGGGACCCCGACUCACACAAAGGCAGUGGCCUCUUUCUCUUCCCCCCGCCCUUUCUUUUGUGUUUUAAGCUGUAUGACUUUAUCAUUGCGAAUACAUGUUAACCGGUUGUGGUAAGAGGUCAGUGGUAUCUGCCCUGAAUCUGCUUCAAAAGAGUUAUUUCAAAUUAAAAACAAACAAAAAAAAACCCCAAAAACCCCAAAAUGACAACCAGCUUCCUGAGUGUGUGGUUCAUGCCUUGGCCCCUAUGGAGGCUGGUGUCCCACAGGACAGAGACUCACUUGUGGAAGGGAAACUCACCAAAGCUCUAAGAAAAGCCCAGAUUACGUUGCCAGCUGCACUGCAGCCACCCACCAGC